This is a messenger RNA of Melitaea cinxia (Glanville fritillary), 905 nucleotides long. RefSeq names its product cysteine-rich venom protein latisemin-like. Bases 12 to 806 code for a protein of 264 amino acids. NCBI's taxonomy places the organism in Eukaryota, Metazoa, Arthropoda, Insecta, Lepidoptera, Nymphalidae. The transcript has 5 exons. Gene Ontology annotation, cellular component: extracellular region. The record is from RefSeq and is a predicted model, not a curated record.
AAUAUUUGAAAAUGGUUUCCGGGGUUGUUUGUUGGCUAUAUAUCUUUUUCUUUUUUGAUGUCGUAAUACAACUUCAUAGCGUAAAGCAAUGGACUGACAAGCAAUUGUUUCCACCGAGCAAAAUUCCAGAAAAUGCUUUGAGUCCUCGACGAUCAGUAGUGAGGCGCAAAAUAGUUUUAUAUCACAAUUUUUUCCGAACUAAAGUCCGUCCAACCGCUUCUAACAUGCUUUUAAUGUCUUGGCACCCGCUCGCCGCCGAACAAGCUCAACAGUACGCGGAAAAGUGUAUUUUCUUAAAGCACAAUGAUGCCAGGGAAAACACAGUACCACAUUUAGGGAGCUGUGGUCAAAACCUAUUUGUGUCAUCACAGAAGACACCUUGGUUCUUUGCCAUAAAGAGCUGGUUUUUGGAGUACAAGAAUUUCACCUAUGGAUCGCCUGUUUUAAAUCUAAAAGCAGUAGGUCACUACACUCAGAUGGUGUGGGCCACAAGUCACAAGCUCGGCUGCGGUGUGGCCCGCUGUUCUGGAGGACCAUGGGGUCAAUUUUAUAACUAUGUCUGCCAUUAUUGUCCUGGAGGUAACUACGACACCAUCACUCAUUACCCCUACAAGGCAGGUCCACCGUGUGAUGAUUGUCCGGGUCAAUGUAUUUCAGACACGUUGUGUACCAACUCCUGUCCAGUUAAGGAUUACUUUUCGAACUGCGAAUCUUUGUCCAAGAUCGCCGGUUAUUGCAAGCAAGGUACAUGCAAUGCGACAUGCACAUGUGGCACUGAAAGAAUACACAAAAAUUAUCCUUGGUAGUUUUAGACAUAUACUUUGUAAUUGUAGAAAGUAUGUUAUUGUUAAAAAAAUAUAUAAUCAGUGGCUAUGUUAAUUUGUAAAUAAAAAAAUAACUAAAAA